UCUUCACAAACGGCAAUUCGUCGCAAAUUGUUCAUCUGGUCGACAACCCUCCAAGCAAUUUAUUUUAGUUUUUGCCAUUGUUUUUCUGGGUUGUGUGUGAAGUUGUUGGGUCUCACUUUGGAGAUGCGUGAAUCAUUCUACUUGGAGCCCUCUCUCAACUAGUUUCUACGAACGGCGACCUCGACAAUGAGUCACCGAACAUCAGGCCUUGAAGCCAUGAAUCUCAGUCCGAAGUGGGUUAUCGGUGACUGAAGCGUCAAAAAGCUUUCAUGUGUUCGCACUCAUGACGCUCGAUCCGGAAAGACCACGACGAGCUUAGAAAUCCACAACGCAGCGAUUUGUGUGAUCGUGUGGACAGGAAAUCAUGAAGGGGGACUGUGCACAUGGAGCAGCAUGACGACGAACAGUGUCGGUUGGAAGCACCAGGCCCACCACAGAGGAAAGAGGACAGCAACUCAUAUCCGUUUGCUGGGGGACGGAUGGCGUUCGCUACGCUCGUGGCGGGCAUCAGCUGGCGGUGACGGGAAGCGCGGGGGAAGGGCCCAAGUUCCAGCGAGGGAUUCAAAGCAUUGGCUCGCGUGCUAAACCUGCUUGGUGUUUAGCUCACAUCGCUCGCUCUCCUCUUUCCUCUGUUUCGCAGUUCUGUGCCCCGUCUGCUCAAUCUUGCGUGUUCUUCAUUUUUGAGCUUCUUGUGAUUGUCUUGAGAUCCCUAGGGAGAGUUUCGUUGCGAAGAUUUGCAGCUUAACGAUAUGUCGGAUGACGAGAUUCAUACCGUUCGAGUGAGUAACGUGUCUCCGAAGGCUACGGAGCACGACAUUCAGGAUUUCUUUUCCUUUUCAGGGGAGAUUCAGUACAUCAAGCUUAUUAAGGAUGGUGCACUGUCGCAGACUGCCUUUGUCACGUUCACGGACGCUCAAGCUCUAGAAACAGCUCUUCUACUUUCCGGAGCCACAGUUGUGGAUCAAGCAGUAACUAUUACCCCUGCGGAUGAGUCGGAGAAACUUGCAAAUAGCGUUGAGGAUGUCCCUUUGGAUGCGAACACUGCUGAGCCCACUAGUGCCUCCGCCAAGCCUGCCAAAAAGAGCGCAGAGGAAUUCAUUAAAAACAUACUGGCGAAAGGAUCCACUCUUGGAAACAACACAGUGUCCAAGGCCAAGGCUUUUGACGAGAAGCACCAGCUUACAGCCAACGCUACACAAUUAGCAGCAAACGCGAAGGCCAAUGUCGUGAAAAUCGACGACAAGAUCGGUAUCACCAAGAAACUGAGCGCGGGCACUGCUGCUAUAAAUCAGCAGGUCAAGGUCGUCGAUGAGAAAUACCAAGUUGCGGAGAAGACUCGAGCUGCUGUCCAAGCAACUGAACAGAAACUCAAUGCGGCAGGCUCAGCUAUUGCGAAGAACAGAUAUGUUCUGACAGGAACAUCAUGGGUAGUUGGUGCCUAUGCCAAGGUUGCCAAAGCAGCUGAGGAGGUGAGUAACAAGACAUUAGAGAAAGUCGCUACCUUGGGUGCAGGCGAGCACAAAUCACCGGCACGACCAAGCGCGGAGCGCGGAAGCUUCCAUUCCUGAUACUGUUUAUUUGAGUUCAAGAGCACCAUCUCCCUUUGAUCCAUCACAAAUAGCGGAUCUUACCAACAAACAGCCGACCGCUACUAUUUGAGGUGUUCUGCUUCACUAACAUUGAAAACUCAAGCUGUUGUAGAACUUUCGGUGGGGCUGCCGAGAGAAUAGGUAGACGCUGAGCGAUGCAAGGCUGUAAAUAUGUGUGACCAAUUCUGUCCAAUUGGCUAUUGCAUUCAACUAUGCUGUUACCAAGAGAAGUAGAAUUAACCACAAUAGUUUACUGUGUAGAAUUGUAAAAGUAAUCCAGGUGGGUAUAUUUGAAAUUCAUUUUGCGUACCGUAAGGAAGAAAGCGAAUGGUAAGAAGGAUAUGAAAGAUUGUUGCAUUUAAUAAACAAACUGCUUGACUGCUUUAUCUAA
This is a messenger RNA of Physcomitrium patens, 1980 nucleotides long. RefSeq names its product binding partner of ACD11 1. NCBI's taxonomy places the organism in Eukaryota, Viridiplantae, Streptophyta, Bryopsida, Funariales, Funariaceae. The record is from RefSeq and is a predicted model, not a curated record. Gene Ontology annotation, molecular function: RNA binding.